This is a messenger RNA of Uloborus diversus, 1961 nucleotides long. Its product is annotated as serine/threonine-protein phosphatase 2A regulatory subunit B'' subunit gamma-like. The record is from RefSeq and is a predicted model, not a curated record. Gene Ontology annotation, cellular component: spindle; centrosome. The transcript has 13 exons. Gene Ontology annotation, biological process: T cell homeostasis; B cell homeostasis; regulation of dephosphorylation. Lineage: Eukaryota; Metazoa; Arthropoda; Arachnida; Araneae; Uloboridae. Bases 159 to 1472 code for a protein of 437 amino acids.
UGACAUCUAAAUUUUGGAAAUCUGCAUUUAUGAGUUUUUGUGAAAGUUCAUAAAAAAUUUCAACUUAGAUUGAGUAGUGUCAAUCAAAAAGUCGAAGUUAAGUUUGGCCAGAGAAAACAGUUUUAUCUGAAGCUAACUUCUGCGUCAAUGAAAUAUUUAUGAAUAUCUUUGAGUGUUUAAAGCAACGGCUAAAAAAAACAGACCAUCAUAAUAGGACGGUAGAUGAACCAGAAACAUGGAAAUUGUACUCUGAGUGGAAAGGUUUAAAUAAUGCAGAUGGUUCUUCUAUUCCAAGAUUUUAUUUUAAAAUUCCUUUUGAGGAAGACAGCUUGCAGCAAAAGCUACGAGAAGAAGCAAGGGCUGUCUUCCUUGAGAGGAAAAACAGAGAAUUGCUUGAUAAUGAAGACUUGAAAGAUUUAUGGAUGCUUCUUGAGCAGAAUCAGUCUCCACCUUUCACAACAGAAGACCAUAUGAUUAAUUAUUUAGACUUCAAGAAAGUUGCUAGCAAAUGUGAUGACAAAUUUAGGCCAUACUUUUCUGCAAAAAUAUUUGCAAAAUUGUUGCAAAAUGAUCCCAAUGGCAGAAUAUCGAUUAGACAUUUUUUUAACUAUGUCAUGAGAAAAGUCUGGCUGCAUCAGACAAGAAUUGGACUCUCCUUGUAUGAUGUUGCUGGUCAAGGAUUUUUGAGAGAAGUAGAUUUAGAAAAUUACAUUUUGGAACUUAUACCGACACUAUCUCAGUUAGAUGGCCUAGAAACUUCUUUUCAUUCUUUCUAUGUGUGCACUGCAGUGAGGAAGUUCUUUUUCUUUCUGGAUCCUUUGCGCACCAAUAAAGUGAAAAUUCAAGAUAUACUAGCUUGCAGCUUUUUGGAUGACUUAUUGGAGCUUCGAGAUGAGACUUUGCCUAAAGAUGUGCAGGAAGCUAAUUGGUUUUCAGCUCCAUCGGCUUUGCGUGUUUAUGGACAAUAUUUAAAUUUAGAUUCCGAUCAUAAUGGAAUGCUUAGCAAGGAAGAACUUGCAAGAUAUGGAACUGGUACUCUCACUCCAAUUUUCAUUGAAAGAGUUUUUCAAGAAUGCUUAACAUAUGACAGAGAAAUGGAUUAUAAGACCUAUUUAGAUUUUGUCCUUGCGUUGGAAAAUCGUAAAGAGCCACAAUCUUUGCAAUAUUUCUUUAAACUUCUGGAUAUUCAGCAAAAGAAUUACCUCACUGUAUUUGAUUUUAAUUACUUUUUCAGAGCCAUUCAGGAACAGAUGAAAGCACAUGGUCAAGAACCUGUACUUUUUGAAGAUGUGAAAGAUGAAAUAUUUGACAUGAUCAAACCUUCUGACCCAUUGAAAGUGACCUUACAAGAUUUGAUAUUUUGUGGACAAGGAGAUACUGUGGUUAGCAUUUUAAUUGAUUUGAAUGGAUUUUGGACCUAUGAAAAUCGAGAAGUUCUUGUUGCUGAUAAUAAUGAUGAAGCUGAAGUGUAAUGCAGAUGCAGAGUGCCUGUGAUAUGAAAAAUGUGAAAUAUUUGACAUUACUUUCAUUUGAUGUAAUUAUGCAUUUAUAAAUAAUAUUUCUUUUAUGUACUUUUGUAUAGAAAAUGUAUCAUUUGUAAAUGUGUCUGUUUCUGUAUAGAAAAUAAAAGUUUUUGUUAUGAUUUCAGAUUUAUUCGUUAGAUGUAAUUAACAACAUUAAUUCAUUACGAUUAAAUGCUAACACAAAACAGAGUGAACUAUAUUUUUAUUUUGCAAUUUAUGGAAGCUGAAAGAGAUUGCUUAUCUGUUUUUCAGUUAUUUGCAACUGAUGUUAUGUUUUCUAAACAAAAUGGUUGACCUUAAUGCUGUCUUAAACUUUAAAAUUUGUACAUUGCAUUUCAAAACAUUGCAGUAAACUACUGAAUUAGUUAUAAGUACCAUGUUUUUUCUAAAUUUUCAGUUAACUUUUGUUGUAUACAGUUGUCAUGUUUUUAAAUUUUG